This is a messenger RNA of Racocetra fulgida, 645 nucleotides long. The record is from the annotation of a GenBank genome assembly. NCBI's taxonomy places the organism in Eukaryota, Fungi, Glomeromycota, Glomeromycetes, Diversisporales, Gigasporaceae.
AUGAGUAAAGUAUCUAAAGGUGAACGAGAAUUAUCGCAAUCUGAUCCAGAAAGACAACCAGAAAGACAACCAGAAAGACAACCAGAAAGACAACCAGAAAGACAACAAGAAUUUCAUUGGAAAACAGGCGAAACUAUAAACCUUAUCGUCGGCGCAGACAAAGACGAAAAACGACUUGAUGCUCAAGCAUAUGGAUUUGCAUUCGGUUCUCGAAUAUUAAAAUCUUUAUUUGCUAUUAAAAAAAUUGGACCCGAACAAAAACCUGAAAACGAAAAAAACAAGACAGAAUACCAACAUAAAACAAUAUAUGAAAAUUACGCUGUCUGCAUAGAUCAAAUAUUGGUCUUGUUUAAAUAUGUAUCUCUACUUGCUUUGGCUAUCAUUGGUUUAUGCAAAGCAAAUGCCACUGACUUUAGUGAUGCGUAUAGAGAUAAUUGGAGUAGAGCUUUCAAUAAGACAUUAUCACCUAACAUUCCAUACACCAGAACUGCUUUAGAACAUAUUGGAACGGAUCCAAAAAGUUCUAACGAAAGUAUUGCUAUUGAUUAUGGAAUAAAAUUAUUUGCUGAAGCCGGAAGAAAAUUUGUAUCUUCAAUUAUCGCAAUUUCUGCUUUUAGUUCUGUGGCUUCAAUGGUCUCGCUGUAG